AUGCGUUCUAUUGCAGGAAUCAAUUGUUAUGAAAUGGGUAGAGCUCUUCAAUAUGUUCGUGUACAGAAUUCUAGUUCUGCUUUGUCAUCUCUAUUCAAUAGUACAGAUUCAAUUGAAUACUACUCGUCUCCUGUUGUUUUAUCACAAAGCUCCACUCAGCAUACUAAAACUCAACUGUUGCUGAUAAAUUUUCAACGUGAGACCGAUCCAACUGGCAUUCGUUCACGUAUUUGGGAAGUAUUUUGUGAUCGUGCAACUAGAUCUAAUUUUAUAAAAUGCAUUAAUAAGUCCCAAGGAGUGGAUAUUUCUGUAUUGCCAACUAUAUACACUCGGAAUCGUCAACAUCCAUUCUGGCUUUCUCCUCGUGGUAACGGAUUAGACUGCCAUCGAACGUGGGAAGCACUCUAUUUAGAUGUUAUUCCAAUCGUAUGGAAUUCCUCAUUGAACUCUUUGUAUGUUAAUUUGCCUAUAAUAGUCAUCAAUGACUACAGUGAAAUUACUGAAAAAUUUCUGCUUACCAAGUUGAGAGAAAUAGUCUUUCAAAAACGAAACAAGUGGCCCAUUCAUCGAUAUGAAAAGCUGAAAUUUGGCUAUUGGCGGCGUCUCAUCUUGAGUAAAUCCAGACAUGCAAUAAGAACAAUAAACCGAGAAAAUCAAUGUUGGCGUGCUAAACGCACCAGAAAUGGGCAUGGCUAUUAG
Messenger RNA from Adineta ricciae, 699 nucleotides. The record is from the annotation of a GenBank genome assembly. NCBI's taxonomy places the organism in Eukaryota, Metazoa, Rotifera, Eurotatoria, Adinetida, Adinetidae.